Eimeria acervulina is the source of this 700-nucleotide messenger RNA. RefSeq lists its product as hypothetical. The record is from RefSeq and is a predicted model, not a curated record. NCBI's taxonomy places the organism in Eukaryota, Apicomplexa, Conoidasida, Eucoccidiorida, Eimeriidae. The transcript has 2 exons. The annotation marks the transcript as partial.
AUGGUACGCAAAGAAGGUAAGGCUGCAGCAGCUGCAGCAGCAGCAGCAGCAGCAGCAGCAGCAGCAGCAGCAGAUAAUGAUGAGGGGGAGUUGGGUGAUUCUAUGAAAAGCACUAAGAAGAAACAAAAGAGACAAAAGGACCCCUCAGAAGUUGCUGCUGCUGCUGAGGCCCCCGAGGCUGCUGCAGGAAGUACGAAGAAGAAAAGAAAGCUCAAGCAAGACACAGCAGCAGCAGCAGAAGGAGAAGGAGCAGCAGCAGCAGCAACAGAAGCAACAGAAAGCGAUCCACCGAAGAAGAAGGCAGCCAGAAAAUCCUUUGCUAAUGCUAAAGAAGCAGAAGAGGGUGAGGGGGCCCCUGGUGCUGCUGCUGCUGCUGCUGCUUCUGCAGCAUCUUUAGAGUCUGUACAGCAGCAAAAGGGCCCCCGUAACCGUCAGAGACAGCUUGAGGGGUGUUGGAGCCCUGAGCAGAUAGCAGAGAAGAAGCAGCAGCUGCUGCAGCUGCUGCAGCAGCAACGCAGCACCCUCUCUGCCUCUAGAGUUAAACGUCUUCGCAACAGACUGUCUAUACUCGCUAAAGCAGAAAGAGGAGAACGAACAGUCGUAAGAGGGGUCAUUUGCUGCACGAGUGCCGCGAAGCAGCAGCAGCAACAGCAACAGCAGCAGCAACAGCAACAGCAGCAGCAACAGCAGCAGCAACAGC